This is a messenger RNA of Symsagittifera roscoffensis, 2056 nucleotides long. RefSeq names its product furin-like protease kpc-1. The record is from RefSeq and is a predicted model, not a curated record. Gene Ontology annotation, biological process: peptide hormone processing. Bases 35 to 1579 code for a protein of 514 amino acids. The transcript has 8 exons. Gene Ontology annotation, cellular component: trans-Golgi network; Golgi membrane. Gene Ontology annotation, molecular function: serine-type endopeptidase activity. Lineage: Eukaryota; Metazoa; Xenacoelomorpha; Acoela; Convolutidae.
UUCCAUCACUGACAAGGGACGAGAUAAAGAGGACAUGAAUGUAAUAGAGGCAUGGCUGAUGGGAUACAGUGGAAAAGGCGUUAUCGUCACCAUCAUUGAUGACGGAGUAGAGGGAAAACACGUGGACUUGGCCAAGAACUUCGACCCAGAAGCAAGUUAUGACAUCAACGAUAACGACAAGGAUGCCACGCCAAGAUACGAUCACUCGAAUAUCAACAAACACGGUACAAGAUGCGCAGGAGAAGUUGCUGCUGCAAUUGGUAACGAAAAAUGCGUUGUGGGUGUUGCAUACAAUUCGAAGGUUGGCGGAAUCCGCAUGUUAGACGGGACAAUCACCGACUCAGUUGAAGCCAGAUCACUCUCACACAAACCAGAGUACGUUCAUAUCUACAGUUCUUCCUGGGGUCCAGACGAUGACGGAAAAACUGUGGAUGGACCCAAGUCAUUGGCACUGAAGGCCUUUUCAGACGGGGUACAAAAGGGUCGAGGAGGUAAGGGCUCUAUCUUCGUGUGGGCAGCUGGAAACGGAGGCAGACAUCAGGAUGACUGCAACUGUGAUGGCUACACUACUUCCAUCUACACUCUCUCAAUCGCCAGCACAACAGAGCAUGAACUGUUUCCGUGGUACAGCGAAAGGUGUUCGUCGACAUUAGCCAGCACUUACAGCAGUGGCAGUGUGGGAGAUAGGAGCAUAGUGACAACAGACUUAAAGAAUAAGUGCACAGAUAAACACACGGGAACAUCGGCAAGCGCCCCCCUGGCGGCUGGGAUUUGUGCUCUCGCUUUAGAAGCCAAUGCCAACCUGACUUGGCGGGACAUGCAACAUAUCGUAUUAAGAACUGCCAGACCCCUCGCCAAAAUGCAACCCAAGGGACCAGGGGAUGCCUGGACGAGGAACGGGGCCGGCAGACUGGUGAGUCACAGCUAUGGGUAUGGAUUGAUGGAUGCUGGAGCCAUGGUCAGACUAGCCAAACAAUGGAGCACUGUUCCUCCUCAGAGGGAGUGCGUGAACAGCAUGCCCGGUGCCAAUCCAAUUAAAAUCCAGCCUCAUUCCAGUCAGUCAAUUCGAAUCCAAAGCACUGGCUGCAACGAACAGGUGCUCUACUUGGAGCACGUAGUCGUGAUCAUAACACUCAAAAUACCAACGAUGAGAGGGAAGCUGUCCAUCCAGCUGAAGUCUCCGGCAGGCACGGUGUCUCAGCUACUUUUCCCAAGGAACAAGGACACUGGCAAGACUGGCUUCGACAACUGGCAGUUCAUGUCUGUCCAUCACUGGGAGGAGACAGCGGUUGGCGAGUGGGAGUUCGUAUUCAAAAAUGACCACGCAAUAGCCACUGCAACCUUAUCCAAAAUUGAGCUGAAGCUCUACGGCACCUUAGAAGAUCCUUCCAAAUUCGCCAAGCUGUCUGGUAACAGCACCUACUCACAUGCAUAUGCCCAAUUCAGCCGAGGACUGCAGUUGUUCCGUGAAGACAGCAUGGGUUCCGAUUCCCGUUCUUCGUUUGUGAACAACACGAAGUCUUUUUUGUGUGUGUUAGUCGUUGCUGCAGUCUGGCUCAAUCAAAGGAUUCUUGUAUGAAGAUUUUACAGCCGGUGAACAGAUUUUCAGAUGACUUCGAAGACUGCAAGGAGCUUAAAGUAAAAAAAAAACACUUUUUGAGUAGUUGAACACGAUGCGAGUCUCUUGAAUUCGCUGUAGAACGAUGAAAUUUCGAUGUUUUAUUUUGGUUUUUGUAUUGAUCUUUGUGUAUCUAGAGAUCUGUUUGUUCAUCGGAGAUUUUUGACAAAAAAACUGAAAGCCAGUUUGUUUUUAAAAAUGAAAUUUUUGAUGAAAUGCAGUUAAUAUUCGGAACUUGGUCCAAUUAGUGUACAGUGUCAGUUUGUAAAUGUAUUUUUCACUGUAAAAUAUUUUAUAUUGUUUUCAGAAAGUUUAUUAUUUGCAGUUCAGACUGAAGUUAGCAGUAGUCUACUAGUAUGGCUUUUCUUUCUUUCAGUUCUGCUCAGCAGGGAACGUAAAAAAAUUGUUAACCUUUUCAAAAAAAAUGUUCGCUUAUAA